Messenger RNA from Chara braunii, 3151 nucleotides. The record is from the annotation of a GenBank genome assembly. NCBI's taxonomy places the organism in Eukaryota, Viridiplantae, Streptophyta, Charophyceae, Charales, Characeae.
GAGUGGUGAAUGUCGUGGCCACGUGUCAGUCGUACAGAGAAUCUGGCGAAUGUCAGCACUCCGGAGAUUCGGCGUGGUGCAUCCUGGUUGUGACGGUGCAAUGGACAGUCGGUUAUGGUGGCUCCAGAGACAGUUAGCUAUCUAUCAGCGAAGGAAUAGGACGAUGAGAGGUCACGGUCACUUGGGAGGAUAUCCAAAGCAAAGGGAGGCGGCGGAGGCAUGCGAGCACGUGAUGCUGGGAGUGGUAUAGCUAUUCGUUGGUUAUGCUUAGCAUGUUCUUCCGUUUAACAUAACAUCAUCAUGGCCCGUCGAAAGAAAUGGAAGCCUUUUUCUCCGACUUCACCAUCAUAUGCAGAGAAGCUGGAACGACUGAAAUCGUCCGCCACCUUGGCGGAUGCGUUGCGCCCGGAGGAGCUGCUUCAUGGUGGGGAGCGGCGGCUGAACUGGCCUACGGCUGUCCGCGACUCUAAAGCUGGCAAUGGUCAAGGGGAGGGUGCAGUGGUGGGAGCAGGCGAGAGUGACGGGAAGAGAGGGGUGGGAGCGGAAGCCACCACCACAUAUACGACAGGUGAGGAUGCAGCAGAGCAGAAGUCCAAGGUGCUGGCGAAACAGGAUGGCAUCAAUGCCAAGGGUAAGGCAGGGGCAGUUGGGGGGUCUGAAGUAUCGAGGAGCCACCGAAGGGUCUCGGACACCAGACUGGCGGCCGAGAAGGAGCAGCACUCUCACAACAGAGUUUCUGCUGACAAUGGUUUCACAUCAGGGGAUUCCGAACGGGGUGAACGAAGAGAUGCCAGUGCGGAGGAGGGUAGUAAGGGAAUUGCGCUGAAAGGAGUGUGGGCUGGGAUUAGCGAAGAUGGUGGUAGAGAGGGAGGGAACUUGAAAGGAGUAGUAGAACGGGAGGAGGAUGUGAGCGGGAAAGCGGCAACGGUAGGGAAGGGGGGAGGGACAAGGCUGAAAUUGAGGCUGCCAGAGCCGGAGGAGGUGAGUAUAUCCCGACCCGCAUCAGAGUCAAUUAUUUGGGAUAAGAAGCGAGAAAUCUCUGGAGAGGGUUGGUACUCAAGCCGGGAAGCAGCCAAACCAAAGAGAGUUGCCUUGACCACCCAACCUUCGCCCAGACCGAAACUUGUGGAUGGGGUGCGGAGGGUGGCUCGUCUCAGAGAUGAUAUGCAAUUGGAUGAGCGAAGAAAUAAUCACAGAGGUGGGGGGGGGGAGGAAGGCGCAGAGAGAGACCAUGGAUUUGCUGCGGUUGCACGACUGAAGGAGUUGAAAAGUGGGUCUCCCAAGAGGGGGGGGAGGGGGGGUAAAUGGAGAGAGGAUACAGAGAAAGAUGCAGAUGCAGAUGCUCGAGAAUAUAAGGCGCUGAGGACGGUUACUGCCAGGAAGGAUUUCAUUGCUCUAGGACUUGGGAGUGGCCCCGGAGGGAAAGAAGGCAGGAGUGCCCGCGUGCAAGCGGCAGCACUCCCUUGGACUCGCUUCUUCUUCCCUGCAGACGACCUUGGGAGCACUCCCUCCCUUCGUACACAGUACUUCGAUGUGUACAUUGACGAUGAGGAUGAGAAUGAGAAUGAGAGGCGGCGAGGACCGGGGGACAUUGGAUCGGAGUCACGGAGUUCAGUGGCUGUGUCAGCGGACUGGGGGGACACAAUGAUCGCCCCAGAAAUCGCUGUGAUGAGGGAGAUGGAGAGCCUCCGGGAACAGAACCUUAGACUGAGCUACCUGAGGUGCCCAGGAUUGCCACCCAUAUUGAAGUCCAUGGGAGAUGCUAUGGCCCAAAGGGGUGUAGAGAGACGCAGCGAUGAAAGGGGCGCCUUAAUUGAGGCCCUGCCAAAACAGGAUAUAACAGCUUUUGCUCGAUGGGUAACGAGGCUGAGGCCUGCGCUAACUGCAGGAGCGACAGUUCAAAACCUCUUGCCGCUGUUGACCCUUUCACAAGGCCUUCUAAGGGAAGUUGUGCAGCAGAGAAUGGACUUCUACCUGCAGCAGGUUGAGGAGGAGAGGAGGAUGUACAAGGAGAGAGAGUUCGCACUCAAAGUGGAGCUGGAAGUGGCUAAGAAGAGACGCGCAGGCGGAUCCAACACAGGCGGAGGCAGAGAGAGUAACCUGGCUACCGUGAUGUUGAGCAUGAUGAGGGGAGUAAUGUGGAACAACAAACUGCUGCAAGCACACCUGCUCACGGAACGACAGCAAAGGCAAAAGCACCAGCAAGAGGUGGCUGCUUUAACAACUGCCGUCCGCGCCCCAGCAACACAGCAGCAGCAACAACAACAACUGUUGGACUCCACUCUCGCGCGCAUCAACAGCAUUGAGGCUAAGACCUCAGCAGCGCCAGGCUGCAUGAUAGACGCGACAAAGCAGCUCAACGAGCGCAUCGAUCACGUCGUCACCAUCAUUGGCGAACUAGGUGAUUUCACUAGUCCGGCCACGAUCAGCAGCACGGUGGCCGCCAUCAAGGCGAGCAUCACCAAACUGCAGACAAGACCGGACGCCGCUACAAAGAAUUACAAGAUGCCGCACUUCGACAUCAGCAAGUUCGACGACUACAACAAGUCGGACGCCUUGAUAUGGUGGCAAAGUUUCCUUACGGAAGCAUCGUGCCGCACUGUCCCGACUGACGACAUGAUGAAGGCGCUCUACUUACAACUGAUUGGAGGAGCGCAGGCAUGGAUGAACCAUCUGGCGGCUACCAAGAAAUGCACCAUCGCCGAACUCCACACGCACAUCACGUGGAAAGAGUUCGAGAAGCUAUGGUUCACUCGGUUCAUGGUCCGCAACGUCGUGAAGGCGGCCAUGAACGAGGUGUACACCUGCUCUCAAGGGAGUAUGUCAACUCGAGACUGUACAACCAAGUGGCAAAAGAUAGUGACCACGCCAGGCUUCGAUUUGAGUUUUACCAACCAACGAUCCGAGUUCUUCUCGCGAUCGUGCGCAGGACUGCGACUGCGAACCACACUCGGCAACGAGUACGAUUACGCCUCAUUCCAGACCCUCCUGGAUCGUGCGAACUUGGUCAUCCAAACGGAUGACAAGACCGCAAACGAAUGGCAGUCCCAGCCGCAUUAUGUGGCUAAGUAGGGCUAUCAACGACCGACACAUAAUAAUACCGUGAUUUCUGACGAAACAGUCGAUCUCCACGCUGCAGCAGCAUCCUCGA